Procambarus clarkii (red swamp crayfish) is the source of this 1798-nucleotide messenger RNA. RefSeq names its product chaperonin containing TCP1 subunit 4 (gene CCT4). Gene Ontology annotation, molecular function: ATP hydrolysis activity; ATP-dependent protein folding chaperone; ATP binding. NCBI's taxonomy places the organism in Eukaryota, Metazoa, Arthropoda, Malacostraca, Decapoda, Cambaridae. Gene Ontology annotation, cellular component: chaperonin-containing T-complex. Gene Ontology annotation, biological process: protein folding. The record is from RefSeq and is a predicted model, not a curated record.
GUUGGGGGGGGGGGGUGUCAGGGGGAUAGUAGUGGUCCUCCACACCGCCGUCCACCCCGGCACCAUCACCACCACUGUUGUUGGCCGGCGUCACCUGCAUCUCUAUCCUCCUCCAUCCACCCCAUACCACACUCCUCCUCGCACUUGUGCCUCUCACGUCGCAGCUGCCAUCUUAAAUAUAUAAAAUGUCGAUGAAGAUGGGUCCCACCGCCGUUAAGAGGCAAAGUAAAUCUGAAUUUAAGGACAAGGAGAAACCCGCCCAGAUCAGGAGUAGCAAUAUAAUUGCAGCUAAAGCUGUAGCUGAUGCUAUCAAGACCUCCCUUGGGCCAAGAGGCAUGGACAAGAUGAUUCAAGAUGGAAAGGGUGAAGUUACUAUUACAAAUGAUGGUGCAACUAUUUUAAACCAGAUGAAAGUUCUUCAUCCAGCUGCCAAGAUGCUUGUUGAGCUCUCUCAAGCACAAGAUGCUGAAGCUGGAGAUGGUACUACCAGUGUUGUCAUCCUGGCAGGUUCCAUGUUGGAAACAUCCCAGAAGCUUCUAACAAAAGGGUUCCAUCCAGCAACGAUUUCAGACUCGCUAUUACACUUUUCUAGUAAGGCUGUCGAGGUUUUGGAAUCCAUGGCUAUCCCUGUGGAUCUAACUGAUAGGUCAUCACUCCUGAAGAGUGCAAACACAUCCUUGAAUUCAAAGGUUGUACAUGAACACUCGGGCAUGCUGGCCCCCAUGGCAGUGGAUGCUGUCCUGAAGAUAGUGAACCCUACUCAAGAUACAAAUGUAGAUCUUAAAGACAUACGUAUCAUCAAAAAGCUUGGUGAAACUGUUGAAGAUUCACAAUUAGUGGAUGGUAUUGUAUUCACACAGAAGACACAGGGCUAUGGUGGACCAAACAAGGUGGAAAAGGUCAAGAUUGGGCUAAUUCAGUUUUGUAUUUCUCCACCAAAAACUGAUAUGGAUAACACUGUUGUUAUUCGUGAUUAUGCUGCCAUGGAUCGUGUCCUACGUGAGGAACGCCAGUAUAUUCUCAAUAUUACAAAGAAAAUUAAGGCUGCGGGGUGUAACGUUCUUCUUAUUCAGAAAUCCAUCCUUAGGGAUGCUGUGAGUGAUUUGGCCCUUCAUCUUCUGGCUAAGCAGAAAAUUAUGGUUGUGAAGGAUAUUGAACGUGAAGAUAUUGAAUUUGUAUGUAAAACGCUUGGAUGCCGACCUGUUGCUUCCUUGGAUCAUUUUACUCCAGAAUCCAUGGGUACAGCUGAACUGGCAGAAGAAAUUCAAACUGGUAAUAGCAAAUUUGUCAAAGUUACAGGAGUGCAGAACCCAGGACGAACUGUGUCAAUACUGCUUAGGGGUAGCAAUAAGCAGGUCUUAGAGGAAGCAGACAGAUCCCUUCAUGAUGCACUCUGUGUGAUUCGCUGCUUGGUUAAAAAGAGGUUCUUGAUUCCUGGUGGAGGAGCACCAGAAGCAGAGUUAUCAGUCAAGUUAACACAGUAUGCUCAUACACUUAAAGGCAUGGAUGCCUACUGCUUCAGGGCCUUUGCUGAAUCUCUGGAGGUAAUCCCAGGUAUAUUGGCUGAAAAUGCUGGUCUUAGUCCCAUCUCAACAGUGACCGAGCUGCGUAACAGACAUGCCCGUGGGGAAACUCAUGCUGGCAUAAAUGUCCGCAAGGGAAGCAUCAGCAACAUCAUUGAAGAAAAUGUACUGCAGCCCCUUUUGGUUUCUACCUCUGCCAUCACACUUGCUGCAGAGUGUGUACGCUCUAUUCUCAAGAUUGAUGAUAUUGUGAAUGUGAUCCGCUAGAACCUUUA